AUGUGGAAAUCGUUCUUUCUGCAAAAAUCUAUCUAUCUAUCUAUCUAUCUAUCUAUCUGUAUGCCUGUGUAUCUAUCUAUCUAUCUAUCUAUCUAUCUAUCUAUCUAUCUAUCUGCCUGUGUUUCUAUCUAUCCAUCUAUCUACCUAUCUAUCUAUUUAUCUAUCUAUCUAUUUCAGUCUGUUCCUAUCUAUCUAUCUAUCUAUCUAUCUGCCUGUGUGUCUAUCUAUAUGCCUAUCUAUCUAUCUAUCUAUCUAUCUAUCUAUCUAUCUAUCUAUCUGUUUCAGUCUUUUCUCUAUGACAUCUAUCUAUCUAUCUAUCUAUAUUCAUAUCUUCUAUUCUGGUCUCAUUCUGCAUAUUAUCUAUCUAUCUAUCUAUCUAUCUAUCUAUUUCAGUUAAAAAAUAUAUUUAUCUUUCCUCAGUCUGUUCAUAUCUAUCUAUCUAUCUAUCUAUCUAUCUAUCUAUCUAUGCUGGUUAAUACGGCACCUAUUUAUUAUUUAACUCUAUUCACUAUCUAUCUAUCUAAGCCGUUCAUUAUCUAUUUAUCUAUCUAUCUAUCUAAGCCUAUUCAUUAUGUGUUUAACUCUAUUCGCUAUCUAUCAAUCUAUCUAUCUGUCUAUCUCUCUCUCUCUAUAUUAACUAUCUAUUCUAUUAUCUAUCUAUCUAUCUAUCUAUCUAUCUAUCUAUCUAUAUAUUUAACCGCAGCAAGACAAUACGUCUGCGAUAAAAAGAGAAGAGAAAGGCAAGCAACGUCUUUACUAGCAGAGCAACGACCAUCCUCCAAUUUCUUCUUUUCUGCCUUUCCAGUUUUGUGUCUGUCUGCGCGCCAGUGCAUGUCUGGAUACAUGUCUGCGCAUGUGCGUGUGUGCGCUUGCGCGGCGGUGUUUCAGCGCGCGCGCACACGUACACAGAGUUUCUUCUCUCUAUUUUCCCAAUGUUACAAAAUUAUUACUCUGUCUCUCUUUCCCAAUGUUACUCUUAUUACUCUGUCUCUCUUUCCCAAUGGUACACUUUUUAUUCUCCCAUCAAAUAUAAUAUUACAUUUAUUGUUAUCCUUGAUUUCCCAAUCUUUUUUUUAUCAUUAUAAAAAAAAAAAUUACACACAUUACUCUCACUGUCUCUUUCCCAAUAUUACACUUAUUUCUCUCUCUCUUUCCCAAUAUUACACUUAUUAUUCACUCUCUUUCCCAAUAUUACACUUCUUAUUCUCUUUCUUUCUGAAUAUUAAACUUAUUAAGCACUUUUUCACAAAAUUACACUUAUCAUUCUGUCUUAAAAAAAAUAUUAUACAUAUUACUCUCACUCUCUCUUUCCCAUUAUUGUAUUUAUUGAUCUCUCUCUCUCUCUCUCUCUCUCUCUCUCUCAAACAUUAA
Acanthosepion pharaonis is the source of this 1371-nucleotide messenger RNA. The record is from the annotation of a GenBank genome assembly. NCBI's taxonomy places the organism in Eukaryota, Metazoa, Mollusca, Cephalopoda, Sepiida, Sepiidae.